AGUCCACCUCCGAUAUCCAUCUACCAUCCCGCCUUUACGAAGUUCCUCGAUCGUUUGAACAAAGAUAACGACGCUGCCCCCGAUGAACUGGUCUUCGCAGCAGAUCUCGUGGCGCGGGGCCGCAUGUACGGUUCAGAGGACCAUCAAGAGCUCCCCCAGAUCCUGGAAGUAGCGUUAUCUGGUGCCAAAGCCUGCACGAACCCAUUCACAAUUCCUACCGGCUUCUCACCGAUACCAACAAUCAUCCGCGCCAGGAGCGACGAUAGCUAUCUCGACCCAGUGUCUUUGGCUGAGUGCGAAUAUAUCGAUGCCUUCACUUCGCACGAGGCAUUUCAGGUGCGGCAGGCAUGCUGCUGCCCAGCACUGCUCAUCACCAUCGAUGGCGCGCGGAUUCAGGUGGCCGGCGCGGCGUUCGGAGACCACAUCAUCGUCCAGCCGCUCGCGGACGUUUCGCUAUUGCCCCUACCCACCAUUGACGGCACCACACCGAUGACACACGCCGUGAUCUACCGCGUCGCACGCCUGCUCCGCGCCCUGCGCGCCGCUCGCAUCGAGCUCGACAAGUACUACUCCGACAUCGCGUCGGCCAUUUCCGCGUGGCACCGCCCGCCCCCAGAGUUGAUCGGCCCCCACUGGACCGAGUUCGUCCACCCCGAGCACGGCAGAGUGACGCUCACGUACACGGGUCGCAUAGGCGCGUAUGACUUCCCGCACAAGGCGGUGUUCACCGCGCAGGCGACCGCGGCGGGCAUGCCCGCGGCCAGCGUGGUCGUCAAGUUCCCGCUGCAGUACGGCAAAUCGGGCCACGAGGCCCUCGCGCCCGAGUUCGCGCCGCGGCUGUGGCACUGCGCGCGGGAGCCCAGCGUGGGCGGACUCUGGGCCGUGGUGAUGGACUUCGUGCAGGGCUCGGCGGUCGCGGAGAGGGAGGUGCUCACGCCCGCGCAGGGCGAGGCGUUGGGUUCCGCGGUGGGGCGCCUUCACGCGCGCGGGCUGGUGUUCGGCGAUCUGAGGGAGGUCAACGUGCUCACGGUGGGCGAUGGCGUCAGGCUCAUCGACUUUGACUGGUGCGGGACGGUCGGGGAGGCGCGGUAUCCGCCUGCGAUCAAUAUGGAGCACAAGUGGCCCAUGGGCGUUCGGUGCGGCCAGUUCAUCGAGCAGUCGCAUGACCGGUUCUGGGUAAAGAAGAUGAGUGGGAUGUGGACCGGCGAUGUAGUGUAG
Messenger RNA from Epithele typhae, 1218 nucleotides. RefSeq lists its product as uncharacterized. The transcript is spliced from 2 exons. The record is from RefSeq and is a predicted model, not a curated record. The annotation marks the transcript as partial. NCBI's taxonomy places the organism in Eukaryota, Fungi, Basidiomycota, Agaricomycetes, Polyporales, Epitheliaceae.